Chara braunii is the source of this 6060-nucleotide messenger RNA. NCBI's taxonomy places the organism in Eukaryota, Viridiplantae, Streptophyta, Charophyceae, Charales, Characeae. The record is from the annotation of a GenBank genome assembly.
GGACUGGGGGGAAAGAACGGACGACGGGGUUCGUUCUCUCCUCCCCAAGCAGCGGCCGAAGAUUGGUGACCUGAGGUGGAGGGACGUGGCGAGCGCGGGGGAGCACGCCGUCUCUCGUGCUCCCUCUCUCCCCUGCUCCCCUUUCCUGUGGGUCUCUCACACCCUCCUCUCUCUACCUCUCUCUCUCUCUCUCGUGUUGCCUCCCAGGAGCAUUGCUUGUCCACAGUGACUGUGGCGACGUCCAUGGUGAGUUGAUUGAUUGGCGCUACUGAGGUCGGAAUUAGCAUCGCAGAAUCGGCUUUCCAAGGGCUCAAUGGUAGUUUGCGUGUGAUUCAUCACUUCCCGCUCAAGCCGCUCCUGUUACCCGCCCAAUUGCGCCUGUGGCUCUCGGCGGUCCUUAUCGCCUCCAACGUCCGGAGCAGUGCUCAGGGACUGUCGUCUUCCACCCCACGUUUUCUUCCCCAUCUCUGUCGCUUGUUCUCUGUAGUUGUGCCAUCACCUCUCUUUCUCUGGGUGUUUCUGUAUAACUGCCUCCGGGUUCUCUCAGGCGCGCUUCUUCCCGCUCUGUACACACGAGCAUGUAAUCUGUCUGCUCACGGACAAAUCAAUCCCGUUGUCCCUGUGCUCUUGGUGACCCUUGCCGCCGCCAAAGGUCAUAAGCCGAGGUUCAGGGUUUGUCGUCAGCCAACUAUUAUUUCCUUACGCGCACCUCUCGUUCCCUCCCAUUUUCCCUUCUCCCCCCUCCACCCUCCUACGCCCUCCUCCACCCUCCUCCACCCUCCUCCACCCUUUUUUCCGCGCCUCCCUCUCUCCCUGUGGUGCUUUCUGGCUGUGCCUCAGGUAAUUGUUGGCGUGCGUAGCGAGCGCGCUCCUUCCCCUCUCUCUUCUCAUGAGAAUUUUAUCGACCGGCUCUCUCGUUAGCCUAACCCUCCUCUCGUUUCUGUUCUCGUCCUCUUUUGCCUUGUCUAGUAGCCGCUGGUGAAAGCUAACUCUCCCCCCCCUCCUCCAUCUUACCUCCCCUGUUUUCAUUACUACGCACUAAGUUGUCGUAGCUAUGGGGUCCGAAGAGGAGGUCAUCACGAUUCAGGCCAUCGAUGGCGCAGGCGUCUUCAAACUUCAGGACCUGGAGGGCUUCGCUCGAACUGUUCAUUUGGCAGAGUGCGGGCUUUCCUACGCGGUCGUGUCAAUUAUGGGCCCACAGAGCAGCGGCAAGAGCACACUUCUUAACCAUAUGUUUGGGACAAGGUUCAAGGAGAUGGACGCCCUGAGAGGAAGGACACAGACGACUCAGGGCGUUUGGUUGGCGAAAGCAAAAGGGGUGGAGCCCACAACAUUGGUGUUUGAUUUGGAAGGCACUGAUGGGCGAGAAAGAGGAGAGGAUGAUACAACGUUUGAGAAACAAAGCUCCUUGUUUGCCCUUGCAGUUUCAGAUAUUGUUUUAAUCAACAUGUGGUGUCAUGAUAUCGGGCGUGAGCAGGCGGCAAACAAACCACUGUUGAAGACUGUUUUCCAGGUUAUGAUGAGACUGUUCACCCCAAGGAGAACUUUGCUGUUGUUCGUUAUUCGAGACAAGACAAGGACUCCGCUCUCUACGUUGGAGCCAAUCUUGAGGGAGGACAUCCAGAAGAUUUGGGAUAGUGUUCCAAAGCCGAAGGGCAAGGACUUGAAGAUCUCUGAUUUCUUCCAGGUCGAGGUCACUGCGCUGCCCAACUUUGAGUUGAAAGAGGAAGAGUUCCAUCGGGCAGUCAUAGAACUACGGGAUCGAUUCCAGAACUCUAUCUCCCCUGGUGGUCUUGCAGGGGAUCGGAGAGGAGCUGUGCCUGGAACCGCUUUCUGCCUCAGUACCAGUGGGAUGUGGAACGUCAUUAAGGAGAACAAGGACCUGGAUCUGCCUGCCCAUAAGGUCAUGGUAGCCACAGUACGAUGUGAAGAAAUCGCCAAUGAGAAGUUUGCCAAUCUGCAACAGGAUGAGGGAUGGUUAGAGCUGGAGGCCACGGUCAAACUGUCGACUAUGUUUGGGUUUGGCAAAAGGGCUGGUGUCCUCCUUUCAAAAACCAUGGACGAGUAUGAUGCAGAAGCUACAUAUUUCGAUGAGACAGUCAGAGAAGAGAAGCGAAAGAACUUGCUCGUGAAGGCACUGGAGUUACUGGAAGGAGCGUUUCAGGCCAAUCUCAAGCACAAGAGGCUUGCAGUUAUGGAUAAGUUUGAGGCGGAACUUGCUGCUGAAAUCCACCAGAAGGGUGAUCGGCCUAUUUUGUUUGCUGAAGCUGUCCGGGCCUGCACUGCAAAAGCCUUAUCUGACUUCCAAGUUCUUGCAGAUGACUCUUUUGUCGAAGGUUCUGGCUGGGAUGUCGGUCGGAUCCGUGACAAGCUUAAGAGCGAUAUCGACAAAUAUGCAAUGCAUGUCAGAACAGAGAAGUUGGGUGCUAUAUCAUCGUCAUUGCAGAAGCGGUUAGUGAUGGCAGUUGCGGAUCCCGUUGGGGCUGUUCUGGAGGCAGGAGGCCCAGACACAUGGCCAUCAAUCCGACAGCUGCUUGCCAAGGAGACAGCCGAUAUUGUGAAAGCAUUUGAGAAGGCAGUGAAGGGAUUUGAAUUGGAAGCAAGUGUAGAGGCGGAGAUGAAAAAGGAGUUGAUUGAUUCGGGAAGGCUGGCUAUCAUAAAGAAGACAAAGGAUGAGGCAGCUCAAGCAGCAUACCGCAUGAAGGACAGGUUCAACACAAUUUUUGCGCGGGACAAGGAUUCAAUGCCAAGGGUGUGGACAGGCAAAGAGGACAUAAAGGCAAUCACAAAAGAUGCAAGGACAUCGUCUCUCAAGUUGCUGUCGACUCUUGCAGCUGUUAGGCUUGAGUCACCGGCAAAGAGCUCUAAGACAGAUGUCAUCGAGAAUGCUCUGCUGCACUUGAUGGAAGCAGAAGCACAGGCAGCUGACCUCUCUCCAUCAUCAUCUGGGAACUUCACAAAUGUCACCAGGAGCAUCACCAAUGUCUUCGGUUCCAGCGACAGCGGCGACAAUUCUCCAGCAAGUGUACUAGCUUCCAGUUCUUGGCCAGGGGUCGAGGCGGACUUUAUGAUGCUAUCACCUUCACAAUGCAGGAAUUUGUGGAGGAUAUUCAAGACAGAGACAGAGUACACAAUUAGCCAGGCUCUCCAAGCUCAGGAACUCGCUCGGAAGAACAAUUCAUGGCUGCCGCCAAAAUGGGCAGUUAUUGCGAUGCUGGUGCUAGGUUUCAACGAGAUGAUGGCCGUUGUCAGGAACCCUUUCCUGGCGAUAUUCCUUCUGGUAUUCUUCUUCCUGGCCAAGGCUCUCUUUGUACAGCUUGAUAUUGUUGGGAGCUUCUCACACGGAUUCUUGCCGGGCAUGUUGACCAUCAGCACCAGGCUUGUUCCUGCGUCAAUGGCCGCAAUGAGGAAGUUGUGCGAAGAUGUGCCGGCGCAAAUCGCAUCGGGGCCUCAGAGAAUUCAGUCGUUCAUUCAAUCUCAGGCCGCAGCAGGGAAACCAGAGAAGACACAGAAGAGUGAGAUCGCGAUGCAGCAAUUUGCAGAGGACAGUGAAGGUGCCCAGCCUAACCCAAAUACAGCUGCAAGUGACAAUCUGAGACAACGGAACCCCUAUAUGGCACAAGAGUAAAGGGUGUGCUGUCUUCAGAUUCUCUUGCCAUUCGCAUUUCUAGUCACGCCAAAGGUUGAUUGGUGGGGAGCUCCAAGGACGGGUGGAACUGGUAUGGAGGGCAACUUAUGCUGUCACAGGUAGCAAAGGGCAAGACAUCUAGGGGGUUGGAAAAGAAGAGAAGUCGGAGGGCAAUGUAGAGGUUAGCGGUUCACAGGACUUCAAGGGAGUGGCAGGGGGAAAGGGUCGAGGUGUCCUGGGUUCUUGUGCGUUGUUCGACGAGGUCACGAGGUGUCGUAAGAAGAGGAGACAAGGAAACGAGUGUCCAGUUCACAGAAUUGUUAGGAGGAAGAGUGAAGAGGGGAGGGACGCGAGGUGCGUGAAGAGAAGAGAGAGUCUACCAAUUUAGGAGACGGUUAGAUGGAAAUCCUGAAUGACGAUGAUACGGACGAGGGGAAUCUGUCGAAGGUGGGUUGAGUUUUUUCUGCUUCUUUUGGAGGUAGGAUGCACUCCAUGCUCACUGUUCGUUUCUCGAGAAGCCCAGCGUUGUAAGUUGUCCCUUUUUAUUCAUCAUCCCCUUGACCUUGUCCUUGGUUUCUUUAUCCCUGUGUGUCCUAUGCUUGCUUGCACAUGGCUUUCACAAGCAUAACAUCUUUUAGCACCUGUCCUAGGCAACUGCUGUGUGUUUGUGUCUAUGCCAAUCGGUUUAGCGAUCUAGGGAGCUGCAUUAGUUGUAGCCGAUUUGUGUCAUUUUCAGCGUAGUUUGUGGAUGGGGUCCGUUUGCAGCUCUGAGACUUGUUCGGAAAAUGUAGAUGUGGACACGAUGGAACUCUUUCCUUGGAGCGUUUGAGUAGUAGCUGCGGCUUCUGCAACAAGAGAGUUGAAAAACUUUCUUCCACUGCAGUUGCUACAAGCGCGGGCACAGAUGCAAAAUAGGUUGGGAAUUUGGAGGACUUCUGGGAAACAUCGCGUGGGGUGUAGAGUUCUGAGUUUUACCAAAAUCCAGGCAGAAUAUGGAGAAACAGGAGUAGCAGCAAGAACAGGGGGGGGGAACAACAUUUUGAUGCAUCGUAGACUCCAGUUGCUUUCAUGGUGCUGCUGCUUCAAGCUUUGCAAUUGGAAAGUUAGAAGCUGGGGCAUGUUUCAUGAAAGCCCGCUUUGGUGGAUCAUUGCUGUGAUGGAUCCAACUGGUGCCAAAGUGUAAGGAUAUCAAUGCUGGCAUGGAGGCAGAGGAGGCAGAGAGAGGAGGCAGAGGAGAGGGAUUCCAGACAAUGUAUCGAGUCAGUAUCAUCGAUAGGAGGAUGAGGAAAGGGGGUACAUUAAUGAUUGUCCUUCGUAGUGGUAGAUGCUGAAAGAGUACAAACUUUCUUCUCGUGAGAGCCGCAAGCGUGCAGCAUGGGCAUACUCAGUCUCCCCUCUUCGUGGUUCAGCGUAGGAAGGAGGAAGCGUAGGCCCUGCUGAUGGUGCAAAGAGGUGUUGCUUGCGCAAUCACCUGCCGAUCACCUGUCUGUCUUUCUCUGUUACGAUUGUUCAGAAGCUAUUGAAAGUUUGAAACGUAAUUCCGCCCAACACUAGACACAUACAGCUUGCUGCGCUCGUUUCGUAGAUGGGGAAUGGGUAUAGCUCUAUCCGGUCAUGCUUUGCCAUUCCAUCAUCUGCAAGCAUCUGGAUUAAGGUUUCUAAGAUUACGUCGGGCUUCUUGUUUUGUAUGUAGGAGAGCCGGAAUUCCACCUCGGCAGAGCUGGUGUUCUGAUUUUUUUCGCACGUUUUUGUGUCUAUUACCCUUGAUUAUCUGACUAAUUAGUAUCCUCUGUUCUGCAUAUUUGUUUCAGGCUGGUUGGCUCGCAUGCAGGGGUGUAUGACGGCGGUCAGUCAGGUUUCAAGUGUUGUGGCAGAGCUUUGGUGCAGCAAAUCUUCAUGUUCUUUCGAUGGCCUGUUUCUGCAUGGCUCCUUUUGUGCUGGGUGGGUAGGUACCUGAAUCAGAAAAUGACAUCUACUUGUGGAUGUCCUCUUUGAAAGUGUGUUCAUAUAGCAAUGUAUGGUGUGACACGAGGCAUGAGUGCAUGUGGUGCCUCGUAAGAGUCGUAACCUUCCCCUUCGCAGGUUGGGACUCUUGGGAUCAGUCCAAGACUGUCCUGGGGUUGGCAAUCGUUAUGCGGUUGGGCAAAACAUAAAACAUUGGGUCAAUCAAAAGCCUCAGUUGGGGCAGAAAGCAAGAGCAAUUCUUCUGCAGACUUCUGUCGCACAGCACGAUUCACGAGUGAUGAAAGUGAUGAUUGUUCCAGCCAGUUCUUUAAUUUGCUGCGUACAUUUUGGCCAGAGAGUGACGUAAAGCAGUGGUCGAUGUACCACACAAUAGGGCAUCUGUUAUUUGUGUGUGUCAAAACCACUCGUUCCCUUAGAAUAGCAUCAAUCCUCUGACGUUUGUGUUUCUCCCAGUUGCUCAAAGUGUG